AUGGUGUCUGAGAAGUGGGCUUCUGCAUUCCUGCUGCUGCAGCUCUGCUGUGCCGGCUGUGGACUCUGUGGGAAGGCUCUGGUCUGGCCCUCUGACAUGAGCCACUGGCUUAAUAUCAAGAACAUUUUGGAUGAACUCGCAGACAGGGGCCAUGAAGUAACAGUGAUGAGUCCUUCAUAUACUAUCCUCAUUGACCACAGGAAGCCUUCUGCACUGAACUUCGAGGUGUUCCAUGUGCCAUUUGACAGAAAGAAUACAGAGGAUAAAAGUGAUGAACUUUUAAAUCUGAUUCUUAAUGUCUUGCCAAGCUUACCAUUUUGGCAAUCAGCAAUAAAAUUGAAUGAUUUUUUUAUUGGAUUGACUGGUAAUUUUAAACUUCUCUGUGAAAGUGUAGUCUACAAUAAGACACUCAUGAAGAAGCUGCUGGAAGCCAACUAUGACAUAAUGAUUAUAGACCCUGUGACACCCUGUGGGGAACUAGUGGCUGAACUGCUUGCAGUCCCUUUUGUGAUCACACUUAGAGUUUCUGUGGGAGGCAAUAUGGAGAGAUGCUGUGGGAAACUUCCAGCUCCACCUUCCUACGUACCUGUGCCUAUGGUGGGACUAACAGACAGAAUGACCUUUCUAGAAAGAGUGAAAAAUACAAUGCUUUUAGUUUUCUUCAACUUCUGGAUGCAGGAUUACGACUUUCAUUUUUGGAAGCAGUUUUACAGUGAAGCAUUAGGAAGGCCCACUACAAUAUGUGAGAUUCUGGGGAAAGCUGAAAUUUGGCUAAUCCGAACAUAUUGGGAUUUUGAAUUUCCUCGACCAUACCUACCUAAUUUUGAAUUUGUUGGAGGAUUGCACUGCAAACCUGCCAAACCUUUACCUGAGGAAAUGGAAGAAUUUGUCCAGAGCUCAGGUGAAGAUGGGGUUGUGGUAUUUUCUCUAGGGUCAUUGGUCCAAAAUCUCACAGAAGAAAAAAGUGAUCUCAUCGCUUCAGCCCUCGCCCAGAUUCCACAGAAGGUUUUAUGGAGAUACAAGGGUAAGAAACCAGCCACCCUAGGAGCCAAUACUCGGCUCUAUGACUGGAUACCCCAAAAUGAUCUUCUUGGUCAUCCAAAAACUAAAGCUUUUAUCACUCAUGGUGGAAUGAAUGGGGUCUAUGAAGCUAUUUAUCAUGGGGUUCCUAUGGUGGGAAUUCCUAUGUUUGGUGAUCAGCCAGAUAACAUCGCUCACAUGAAGGCCAAAGGAGCAGCUGUGGAAAUAAGUUUCAACACAAUGACACAUGCGGAUUUGCUCCGGGCUUUGAGAACAGUUAUUAAUGAUCCUUCUUAUAAAGAGAACGCUAUGAGGUUAUCAAAAAUUCACCAUGAUCAACCUGUAAAGCCCCUGGAUAGAGCAAUCUUCUGGAUCGAGUAUGUCAUGCGCCACAAAGGAGCCAAGCACCUGCGUCCAGCUAUCCAUGACCUCACCUGGGUCCAGUACCACUCCUUGGAUGUGAUUGGGUUCCUGAUGGCCUGUGUGGCAAUUUCUAUAUUCUUAGUCACAAAAUGUUGUUUAUUUACCUGUCAAAAACUUGGUAAAACAAGAAUAAAGACAAAAAGGGAAUAG
Messenger RNA from Galeopterus variegatus (Sunda flying lemur), 1593 nucleotides. RefSeq names its product UDP glucuronosyltransferase 2 family, polypeptide A3 (gene UGT2A3). Bases 1 to 1593 code for a protein of 530 amino acids. The transcript is spliced from 6 exons. The record is from RefSeq and is a predicted model, not a curated record. NCBI's taxonomy places the organism in Eukaryota, Metazoa, Chordata, Mammalia, Dermoptera, Cynocephalidae. Gene Ontology annotation, molecular function: UDP-glycosyltransferase activity.